AUGUCGGCGGUGCCGCAAAGCGCUGCCGUCGCCGACGGGGCAUCUCCCACCGCAGCUGCUGUAAAACAGUACCUCUCCCCUCGCUGCCAGCCAAGGUGGCAGGCUGUUACCAAGGCAAUAGGUAGGAUUGUUAUUAGGGCACUAAGCGAAGAAAACAUUGCUGGAACUGUUACUGAGGUAAGGGCGGGGUGUGGCACCCCUGUGCUAAAUCCCUCCCCACUUCAUCCUCCCCACCCCGGGCAGGUUAACUCAUGGAGCGGGUCCAUUGAGAUCGGGGUGACGGCGCUGGACCCGGCGCACCUGGACUUCCCCAGCAGUGCCACGGGCCUGAAGGGCGGCUCGUGGAUUGUGUCAGGCUGCUCGGUGCUGCGGGACGGGCGCUCCAUCCUGGAGGAAUACGGCCAGGACCUGGACCAGCUGGGUGAGGGUGACUGUGUGGGCGUGCAGCGGACUGCCACUGGUGAGCUGCGCCUCUGGGUCAAUGGCACCGACUGUGGCGUGGCCGCCACCGGCCUCCCCCCUCGUGUCUGGGCCGUGGUCGACCUCUACGGCAAGUGCACCCAGAUCACCGUCGUGCCCCCCGAACCGCCGGGGGCGGAGGGCACUGAGGAGGAGGGGGAGGAAGUUCUGUCCCUGCCCUGCAACCAGAGCCGUCCGGACAAGUUUCCCAACAGCCUGGACUCGGAGAACAGCUUUUCUGGGCUGGAGCUGUCGGAGGCAGUGAGCUCAGCCAUCCUCUCGGCCUAUGACAGCAGCUUGCUGAACGUGAGCUUGGGCAGCCCCCCGGGGCCAGGGGGCGUCGGGGGGCCAGGGGGGGCCCCCUCCAAUGACGCGCUGCUCUUCCACGAGAAGUGUGGCUCUCUUAUCAAGCUGAGCAAUGGGCACAAGACGGCCGAGCGGCGCCGCCCUCUUGAUGAGUUCAACAAUGGUGUCGUCAUCACCAACCGACCACUGCGUGACGCUGAGAUGUUUGAGGUGCUGGGGGGCUGUGGGCAGGGGAACUGUGGACCAGGAUUGAGGGGUGCCAGCAGGGUUGAGGCACCCCAUACCCUCCCAGGAACCAUCAUGAUGAGUGGCUGCGGGAUCCUGACCAAUGGGAAAGGGACACGCCGUGAAUACUGCGAAUUCAGCCUGGAUGAGCUGCAGGAAGGUGACCACAUUGGCCUGACCCGGAAGGCAAACAAUGCCCUGCACUUCUACAUCAACGGCAUUGACCAAGGCGUGGCAACAACGCUAACACCGCCGGUGGUGUAUGGUGUGGUGGACCUGUACGGCAUGGCGGUGAAGGUGACCAUCGUGCACAACCACAACCACAGUGAUCGCCUGCGGCGCAACAACGCCAUCCUACGCGCCCUGUCCCCUGAGGCCGGGCGCCGGCCCCCCGCCCCUGAGCCCCAGCCCCAACCUGAGCGCCUGCUCUUCCACCCCAACUGUGGCCAGAAGGCCGCCAUCACCAAUGAGGGCCGCACUGCGCUGCGCCCUCACGCCACAGACGACUUCAACCACGGGGUGGUGCUGAGCAGCCGCCCACUGCGCACCGGGGAGGUUUUCCAGGUCCGCAUCGACAAGAUGGUGGACAAGUGGGCUGGCUCCAUUGAGAUCGGCGUCACCACCCACAACCCCACCUACCUGCAGCUUCCCUCCACCAUGACCAAUCUGCGCUCUGGCACCUGGAUGAUGACGGGCAAUGGGGUGAUGCACAACGGAACGACUAUCCUGGACGAGUACGGUCACAACCUGGACAGGCUUAAGGUGCGGCUGAGGCUGCUGGGGCUGGGGGAGAGGUGUAGAUGCAGAGCUGGCUGCAUCUUGCCUCUGGGCAGCACGGUUUGUUGUAUGCAGCUGGAACCCACCCCAGAGGCGGUCACGUCUCGGCAUUGGGCAGGGGAUCCCUGGUUUCAGGCCAGGCUCUGGGGUGGGUGGGGGGUCCUGGUGCUGGCAGGGGUCUCAUUUCCCCCUCCCCUCCCCUCCCCUCCCCUCCCCUCCAACAGAUCAGAUGUGUGUGUGAGGGAGGUCUUAGGGCUGUUGCAGGGGAGGACUUGGGGGUCCCAGGAGAUGUGCCGGGGAGGGGUUGGGGCCAGGGGAUCAGUGGGAGGAGCUGACCCCCUCUCCCCCCCAGAGAUGCUGCCACUGGUGGAGGAACUGGUGGAGGGAGGGGCUGCGCUGUCCCCAGGCAGCCCGUCGCCAGGGGCGUCGGGCAGUGACCUGCGCUUCCACCACCUGCAUGGCAGCAAUGCCGUCAUCACCAAUGGCGGACGCACAGCACUGCGCCACAACUGCCGCAGCGAGUUCAACGAUGCCAUCGUCAUCUCCAACCGGUCUCUGCGGGACGGGGAGCUCUUUGAGAUUGUCAUCCAGAAGAUGGUGGAUCGGUGGUCAGGCUCCAUCGAGGCAGGCGUCACAGCCAUUCGGCCCGAGGACCUGGAGUUCCCCAACACCAUGACCGACAUUGACUACGACACCUGGAUGCUGAGUGGGACAGCCAUCAUGCAGGAUGGCAACACAAUGCGCAACAACUAUGGCUGUGACCUGGACUCGCUGGGUGCCGGCGCCCGUAUUGGCAUGAUGCGCAGUGCCAAGGGUGAUCUGCGCUACUUCAUCAAUGGCGUGGACCAAGGCAUUGCCUGCUCUGGGCUGCCCCCAGGCAAGGAGGUGUUUGCUGUGGUGGAUCUCUAUGGGCAGUGCGUGCAGGUGUCCAUCACAGGGGCCACAGGGCCUGUGGACAACAGCCUGUCCACCAGCAACGCCACGGAGAAGUCCUUCCCCCUCCACUCUCCAGUGCCUGGUGUGGCCCACCGCUUCCAUGGCAGCUGUGGGAAGAACGUGGCCUUCCAGGAUGACGGGUGUCGGGCAGCACGGGUGGCCGGCUACUGCCACGGCAUCGUCUUCAGCAUGAAGGAGCUCAAGGUCGAGGAGGUCUUUGAGGUGAAGAUCGAGGCAGUGGACGAGAAGUGGGCCGGCUCGUUCCACGUGGGGCUGACCACACUGCUGCCAGGGGAGGCACCGCUUUCGCCAGCCGGGCUGCCCGCUUCCGUGCUGGAGCUUCCAGCCAAGGCCACGUGGCUGGUGGCAGGCGCCGAGGUGCGGCGCAAUGGGGUUCUGCAGCGUCAGAACUACGGCUGCUCCCUGGAGCGCCUUGCGGUGGGGAACCGUGUCGGGGUGAAGCGCUGCGCGGAUGACACCAUGCACAUCCUCAUCGAUGGCGAGGACGUGGGUGCUGCCGCCACUGGCGUGGCCAAGAAUGUGUACGUGGUGCUGGACCUGUAUGGGCGCGUCACGGCUGUCUCCAUUGUCAGCUCCACCGUCCUGGAGGAGCCUGAUGGCACUAAGCCGCCCUCAGUGACCUCAGAGCCCUACAGUGAAGAGGAAGAGGAGGAGGAGGAGCAGCCCACACCCUGCGAGAGUGAGGCCCCUCCAGCAACGGCAGCACCGGGCACCAUGGAGUUCCUGGAGAACCAUGGCAAAAACAUCCUGCUGUCCAACGGGAACCUGACAGCCACCCGCGUGGCCAGCUACAACCAGGGCAUUGUUGUCAUUGCCCAGCCUCUGCCCCCGGGUCAGCUGUUCCAGGUCCAGAUUGACUUCCUGAACCCUCAGUGGACCUCGUCGCUGUCCCUGGGCGUCAUGGGGCCCUGCCCCGAGCGCCUCAACUUCCCGGCCACAGCCUGCUCCCUCAAACGGUCUGCCUGGCUGCUGCAGCGCGACUCGGUCUUCCACAACUCCCUCAAGAUCUGUGAGAACUAUGGGCCUAACCUGGACACCUGCCCCGAGGGCACUGUGCUGGGGCUGCUGGUGGACGCCAAUGCUGGCCUCCACCUCUACGUCAAUGGCAUGGAUCAGGGGGUGGCAGCCCAUGACAUCCCCGCCCCCUGCUAUGUCCUCGUCGACCUCUACGGGCAGUGCGAGCAAGUCACCAUAGUCACCAACGAUGCCCUGGCAGUGGGGGGCGAGAGCACAGACCUCCAUGGGCAGGGGGACAUGGAGAAGGCCGACAUGGUAGAUGGCAUCAAGGAGAGCGUGUGCUGGACACCCCCUGUGGACGUGAGCACCACCAAGACCUGCGAGUACCAUGCACUAUGCACCCGCUUCAAGGACCUGCUGUUGCUGCCAGACGAUUACUUCACUGAGGACCCCAAGUUUAGCCUGUGCUACUGUGAAUCCUGUCACAGGCUUCGAGGGGAUGAGGCCUACUACAAACGUGGGGACCCUCCCCGUGACUACGCACUACCCUUUGGCUGGUGCCGCUUCAACCUCAGAGUAAACCCCCGCCUGGAGGUGGCCAGCACCUGCAAAAAGUGGCACAUGGCUUAUCAUGGGACGAGCGUCGGGGCUGUGCGGAGGAUGCUGGACCAAGGGGAGCUGGUGUCAGGGAGCACAUCCAUCCUGAGCUGCCAGCCCCCCAAGGCAGACCCCCAGGGUGGGGGGUGCUACCAUGAGGCAGAGGAGAACAGCAGCCAGGGCCGCGGGGAGCCUCAGCGUGUUGUGCUCUCACCCACCCUGCGCUACGCUGGCCUGGAGCCUUUUGCCACCAAAGUGCACUUCCGGGACCCUAAGUCACAGCGGCACCAGGUGGCACAGGUGGCAUUCCAGGUGUGGGUGCGCCCAGGCUCCUACAAGCCGGGCCCCCCCUCGGUGAGCGCCCCUGAGGCCCUGGACCCCCGCUUCGGGCCCACUGACAUCGAGUGGGUUACCAAGGAGAAGGGGGCCACUGUCCUCUGUGGCCUGCUGGUCCAUGUGGAGUGACCCCUGUAUUGGGGGGGGCACGCACCCCCCCCUUGCCCUGCCACGCAGGGGGGGGUUCGCAGAGCACAAGAAUUUUAGGGGGCUCAGCUGUGGCCCCAGAUGUGGACGAGACAGCCAGACAUUACAGCCUCAAUUGCCCCCUACCCCCAACUCUGGGGGGGGGGCACCAGGAGCAUGCUGGGAAAUGAUGGGGGUCUUGCUGGAUGUUCACCACCUCCAGACGUUGGGAGUCACUUGACUGGGGGGGGUCUUGAUGGAUCUUCAGUCCCCCAGACUUGGGGGGGUCAUCUGAUUGGGGGAUGGACAUGGUUCUUGCCCUGCCAGGACUUUGGAGGUCAUGUGAUUGGAGGGGGCUGGAGAUUCAUGUGGACCCCCCAGACUUUUGGGGUCACCAAAAUUUGGGGGGGGCUGGAGAUUGCUCGCCUGACUCUGGCGGGGGGGUAUCUUGAUGGAUGCUCACUCCCCCUGCUCUUUGGGGCCCACAUGACUCUGGGGGGGGCUUUGACAAGUAGGGUGCUACUGGGGGGCUACUGAUCAUUCCCAAGCCCUGGGGGGGGUUAUAUGAGGUGUUUCCAGCCCCCCCCCCCC
This is a messenger RNA of Alligator sinensis (Chinese alligator), 5331 nucleotides long. It is a transcript of the gene NEURL4, whose product is annotated as neuralized E3 ubiquitin protein ligase 4. Gene Ontology annotation, molecular function: ubiquitin protein ligase activity. The record is from RefSeq and is a predicted model, not a curated record. Lineage: Eukaryota; Metazoa; Chordata; Crocodylia; Alligatoridae. The transcript has 28 exons. Bases 1 to 4743 code for a protein of 1580 amino acids.